GAGAUACGCGCGCGCGCAUUGUAAACAAAUGAGCGAAUAACAAGUCUCAGUGACAAUUGGAUCUCACGCGGAGCGCACGUAAAAAUGGUUGUGAGCAGGAAAGUGAAUGAAGACCUGCAGAAAGAGCGGGACAGGUGCACGUUCAAUGUGCAAGAGUUGACACAUUAUCUGGAUGGAGGGGAGAAGAUUACAAGGUAUCGGAAGGAUUUGGAGAACAAAGUCCUAAACGUCAAAGGGCUAAGAGACGAAGUGCCCGAAGAAUAUCUCAGCCACAAGGAGCGGUAUGAGAACGCGGUGCGGAAAGCGGUCAUCAUGCACCAGGCCCUGGGAAACCUGGACGAAAACAACCUCAACGAGGAGGAGAAAGCCAGGUUAGGCCUCCGCACCACAAUAUCAUCAGCCAUCUUUAAAGAUAACUCUCCCCUGAUGCUCCACUAUUCCAUGUUCACCAACGUCAUCGCCGGACAGGCAGACGACGAACAGCAGAAAUACUGGCUGCCGAAGAUCAGGAACAUGAAAAUCAUCGGGACAUAUGCUCAGACUGAGUUGGGCCACGGGACUUUCAUCCGUGGUCUUGAGACGACGGCCGAGUACGACCCCAAGACUGAAGAGUUCGUCCUGAACAGCCCCAAGUUGACGGCAUACAAGUGGUGGCCCGGAGGAUUGGCGCACACCGCCAACCACUGCGUCGUGAUGGCCCACACAUACAGCCGCGGUAAAAGCUGCGGCAUCCAGCCCUUCAUCGUCCAGAUCCGGGACCUGGACACCCACAUGCCGAUGAAGGGCGUGAAGCUAGGCGAGAUAGGAGCCAAGCUGGGCUUCAACACUGUCAAUAAUGGGUUCCUGGGCUUCGAGAACCAUAGGAUACCUAGGGAUAUGAUGCUGAUGAAGUAUUCUCAGAUGAAGAAGGAUGGCACAUUCGUAUCGGGACCUAGCAGCAAGCUAGUCUACGGAACCAUGGUCUACAUCAGGAUGACCAUCCUGUGCCACAUGGGCAACUGCCUCGGCAAAGCGGUUACGAUCGCCACACGCUAUGCGGCUGUACGGAGACAGUCACAACCUAAGCCUAAUGAACCAGAGCCCCAGAUCCUAGACUACGUGACGCAACAGCACAAGCUGUUCGUUUCCAUAGCGACCAGCCAGGCGUACUACAUGAACUGCUACCGGCUCUGGACCAUCUACAAGAAGGUCAAUAAUGAGCUAGCCACCGGGAACCUGGAGAACUUGGCUGAGCUGCACGCCCUAUCCUGCUGCCUCAAGGCAACGACCACAGCAGACACAUCAAUACUAGUGGAGCGUUGCAGAACGUCAUGUGGAGGUCACGGAUACAUGCUUUCUUCGAAUCUACCGCAGACGUACGCCAAUGUAACUGCUGCCUACACUUACGAGGGGGAGAACACUGUCCUUCACUUGCAGACUGCGAGGGCUUUGAUGAAAGCUGGCACGCAAGUGGUAUCAGGACAGACGGUGAGCCCGUCCAUGGCUUACUUGGCCGACCGCAGUAAAAUUACCAAGUGGGACAACUCCGUCAAAGGAAUCAUCAAGGGAUUCGAGAAAGUCGCUGCCGGGAAAGUGGAGGCGUGCCUAUACAGCAUGCAGAGACACAUAAACGACGGCAAAAGCCAAGAAGAUGCGUGGAAUCUUACGUCGGUGCAGCUUGUUGCUGCUUCCGAGGCUCACUCGCGUGUGAUUCUCCUGUCAGUAUACAAGUCAGAGCUAGAAGCGACCUCCUUCGCUCUCAGCGGGGAAACUAGGACAGUGCUAUACCAACUGUUGGAGCUAUACGCGGUCUACUGGGCGCUGGAGCGGUUAGGCGACCUGUUAUUGGUAUACAAGUCAGAGCUAGAAGCGACCUCCUUCGCUCUCAGCGGAGAAACUAGGACAGUGCUAUACCAACUGUUGGAGCUAUACGCGGUCUACUGGGCGCUGGAGCGGCUCGGCGACUUGCUACUGUAUACCCCCAUAACCGCUACGGACGUGCAAGAGUUGCAGCACCGGUACGAGACACUGCUGGGGAAGAUCAGACCCAAUGCCGUGGGGCUGGUAGACGCUUUCGACUUCAGAGACGAGGUCCUCAACUCAGCACUGGGCGCGUACGACGGGCGCGUGUACGAGCGCCUCAUGGAGGAGGCCCUCAAGAGCCCGCUCAACGCCGAACCGGUCAACCAGAGCUUCCACAAAUACCUGAAGCCCCUUAUGCAAGGAAAACUGGUACCUCAUAAACUAUAGACCGUUUAUAUAAGUUCUACUUAAAAAAUAAACCUUAAAACAUUAAAUAAUAAUACUUACAAAGCUAACUUACGCACUGUCAAUAAAUUAAAUAUUGAUAGGUAAGUAAUAGCAAAGAUAUAUAUAAUAGUUAUUUGUACAACAAGAGAUCAAAGUUUGAUAUUUCUUCGAGUGCUUAUUUUGAGUCCCGUGCAAGCGAAAGAUUCUAUAAUAGAUCGAGAGAGAAUCUAAUUUAGAAUCUUGAGCGUAGUAAGGGAUUCAAAAGCGCACGAGAUGUAAAUAACUUUGAUCUCGUGUAGUACACAAAAUUUUUCACCCUAAGCAGUGAGAACAUACCUAGAGGGACAGAGAUAAUAGAACCCAAGUAUAUCGAACUUGUAUUAGACCCCGCAUGUUGAAAUUACAUUUGACUAUAAAGGUCACUUGAAUUACAUUGACAAAAUGACUCAGUGAGCAAAAUCGCAUAUUGUUCACUGUUUUUAAGAAGCAAAGUACAUUUGUUCGAGCUGCUGAGGUGAAAAAUACAUUUCAUAUUUUAAAUGUGAUAAAAUUUAAUUGAUAUCACCAUGGUGAUGGAAAUUGGCUAAAGAAAGGUUGUGCUUUAGAACUUUUAUAAGUUUUAGUAUUGAAAAUUGAAAAUUAAUCUUCAGAUAAUUUGAUGGCAUUUUUAUACAUACUUAUAGUAUGUAAUAUUCAGAAACGAAUACCUACUUACUGUUUGUAUUCUCUGAAAGGUGAAUACAUUCUCAUCCUUUUCCUUGGGAUAAUAUCCCUAUUGUUAGGAAUAAAUGAUUAGGUAUGGACUACAUAUUAAGU
Cydia splendana is the source of this 3045-nucleotide messenger RNA. Its product is annotated as probable peroxisomal acyl-coenzyme A oxidase 1. Gene Ontology annotation, biological process: fatty acid beta-oxidation using acyl-CoA oxidase; lipid homeostasis. Bases 85 to 2229 code for a protein of 714 amino acids. The record is from RefSeq and is a predicted model, not a curated record. Gene Ontology annotation, molecular function: acyl-CoA oxidase activity; FAD binding; fatty acid binding. Gene Ontology annotation, cellular component: peroxisome. NCBI's taxonomy places the organism in Eukaryota, Metazoa, Arthropoda, Insecta, Lepidoptera, Tortricidae. The transcript has 14 exons.